This is a messenger RNA of Vitis vinifera (wine grape), 795 nucleotides long. Its product is annotated as cytochrome P450 71B9-like. Lineage: Eukaryota; Viridiplantae; Streptophyta; Magnoliopsida; Vitales; Vitaceae. The record is from RefSeq and is a predicted model, not a curated record. The transcript has a single exon. The coding region runs from base 13 to 612 and encodes 199 amino acids. Gene Ontology annotation, molecular function: iron ion binding; oxidoreductase activity, acting on paired donors, with incorporation or reduction of molecular oxygen; monooxygenase activity.
UCAUAGAGCUUCAUGGCCAUGGAGAUCGCAGAAGCUGUAAUGGAGGUCUUUUCUCCAUCUUCUGUAACAGACUGGCUUUUCACACUCAGUGUGGUCCUUCUUUCUGUCCUCUGUUUCUUUCUCGUUCAAAAAAUGGUAAUCAAAGAAGCUAUGAGGAAACAUACACCAAUCCCACUCUUAAUCCCCCGUGAAACAAUGGACUAUUUCAAGAUCCACGACAAAAGCAGCAGCAGAGAAUAUGACAUUUAUCGCGAAACAAGGAUCCUAGUCAAUGCAUGGGGAAUCGGAAGAGACCCCAAAAGCUGGAAGGACCCAGACGUGUUUUACCCAGAGAGGUUUGAGGACUGUGAGAUUGAGUUUUAUGGGAAGCACUUUGAGCUAUUGCCAUUUGGGGGUGGCAAAAGGAUUUGCCCUGGGGCUAACAUGGGAGUCAUCACCGCAGAGUUCACAUUAGCAAACCUGGUCUGCUGUUUUGAUUGGGAACUUCCCUGUGGGAUGAAGAUAGAGGACCUUGGUCUUGAAGAAGAGCUGGGUGGCAUCACUGCUAGCAGGAAGACACCUCUUUGCCUUGUUGCUAGGAGAUGUGGUUGCAGUUGCACUGAGCCUAUGUGACUGAAAGCUGUGGUAGGAGGGUAGUAGUCUCCAGCAUUCAUCACUCUUCCAUCAAUGAUGAUGAGUUGGGGAAGAAUAAUAUUAUCUUUCUUUAAUCACUGUAUUAGAUCCUCUAUCCAUGAUACAGAGUUCCCCUUCUUAUGAUAAAGCUGCUUGUCGGAUUGCUUUGAUAUUUGGGGAACU